Molecule: messenger RNA, 1070 nt
Organism: Armigeres subalbatus
Lineage: Eukaryota; Metazoa; Arthropoda; Insecta; Diptera; Culicidae
Exons: 2
Coding region: 633-935 (100 amino acids)
Source: RefSeq, a predicted model, not a curated record
GAGCUGUCAGUGUCAAGAGUGGUAAACAUAAAGAAAGAAAACAAAAACGAGUCAUCAUCAGCGAUCUUUUCUAGUGCUUUCUUUGACUAUUUUACUAAAUGUGUCGCCACAAAAGCAAGUAUAUUCGCAAUAGACAAUGCCACCAGUAACAUCAAUGUGUGUUCAUUCGGAGAGCCGUGAAAAACAAGGGAAAAAGAAGUCGUCCAAAAAAUAACAGUUAUAGAAAGUUUGUCGUCGUCCGCGGAGGACAUUUCAUCGUCCUUUACUUCCACCGCUUCCACCAUACCGCACGUGUCUACCAAAACCUCACAGCAGCAGGACCAGCGCUAUUCAUCACAGCAUAAGGCACAGGAAGGCUCCGUGGUUCAAAAGGAGAUACUGAUUAGUGUUGGCGAAGCAUAAAGCUUCCCAUACCCUGAUAAAGAAAAAUUUACGGCGAUAAACACUAAUGUACAAACAGACCAAACGCCGAAGGUCCGUUCCAAUAAAAAUCUCAGUUCAGGGCGGCACGGUAGUUUUUUGAAGAAUACUGCCAGGCAGGAAAUUGAAUGGUGCACUAUGGUGUCACGAGAAGCUAAAGCGGAGGAUCUGGAGCAUACCAGUUCGAGGUGACCGUCAUCGACAAUGGCAGUAUGGAAAUUACGGAGAGCCAGCGGCAGUCAGCAAGAUGUUGCGAAAGUUUCAUCGUGAUUCCAUUGAAGCAGCCUUUGGUUGCAUUCCAGCAAACACUGAUACCGAUGACGGUUUGCAGAACUGGAGCAAUUAGAUUAAGACAAAUGCAAACUGGUGGAAUGAACCAGUGUCGAUGUCGAAGGAAGGCGUGUCCAUUGACUUCACCAAACAUGGACGGGAAAACAGUUUCUCGGUACGAGGUUAAGUAUGCGACCAGUAGCCAGGAAAUCAUGGACAAAUUUAAUACGGCUAGCCAAAUAUAGCACGGAUAUAAUCUCAACAAUCGGUAACACCAUUGACCAUGGGCUGAAGUUGCUGCUGCUGCUAUUCGCCGGACUAACAAGUGUUAAGGCUCUGUUCAAAUAUUACGUAACGCAAUAGGGGGUGGGGGGUUGUUU